Messenger RNA from Chiroxiphia lanceolata (lance-tailed manakin), 3824 nucleotides. RefSeq names its product G-protein coupled receptor 183-like. The transcript is spliced from 4 exons. Gene Ontology annotation, cellular component: membrane. The record is from RefSeq and is a predicted model, not a curated record. Gene Ontology annotation, molecular function: oxysterol binding; G protein-coupled receptor activity. NCBI's taxonomy places the organism in Eukaryota, Metazoa, Chordata, Aves, Passeriformes, Pipridae. The coding region runs from base 358 to 1458 and encodes 366 amino acids. Gene Ontology annotation, biological process: G protein-coupled receptor signaling pathway.
UUUUUUUUUAACCCCCCUAACCUCAGGUCCUGCCUACUUGCCCAGGCAAUAAAUACACAUUGUGGGGCUUUUUCUGAGCAACGUGACAGAACUCACCACUGGGGUGUCAAAACUCCCCACAGAAGAGCUGAGCAGGGACCUGGUGGCUGUGAGGACCUUGGAGAGGCCACUGAACUCACCCUGCAGCUUUUGCUCUGAGCUCUGUGGCACUGCUUUCCAUCUGAGCAGCUCUGAAGCACAGACCCCACCAGGCUGAACAUCUGUGGUGCAGCUUUAGCUCCCACUCGUCGAGAGAUGAACUAAAACUCCAGGACCUCUUGAGGGAAGGGAUGGAUUGAGGCUCUCAGCCCGUGUUGGAUGUCCUCCUCUCCAGCAGAAACCAUGGCAGGUGCUUCCUGGGCCUCCAACGGGACAGUUGCCAGCGGCAGCUCAGAGCUCUGGUUGGAAGCAGAUUCCCAGGAUUCCUUGUUCACCGUCACCUACAGCGUUGUCUUCGUGCUGGGGCUGGUGGGAAACACCCUGGCCCUGGCCCUGCUGUCCUGCAGAGCGAGGCACACGUCCCACUCCUACAUUUACCUGAUCAACCUGGCCCUGCUGGACACCCUGUUUGUCUGCGUGCUGCCUUUCAAAAUCCAUUCCCACCUGCAGGGGAGCAACUGGACCUUGGGGGCCGCUGCCUGUGGGAUCACAGGGACCCUGUUCCACCUCAACAUCUACCUCAGCAUCGCCUUCUUCACCUGCCUCUGCGUGGACCGUUACGUGGCCGUGCUGCACCCCUUCGCCUACAUCCAGCUCAGGGCCGGCCACUGCGUGCUGGUGGCCACGGCCCUGUGGGUGGUGGCCCUCGGUGUCACCGUCCCGCUUGUCCUCGCGGGUCCCCUCCACCAGCGGGGUGUGGGGAACACCACAACCUGCCUGAACUUCCCCACGGGCAGCUGGACCUGGCGAGAGGCCCCUCACGAUGUCCUGGCCUUGCUGUUGGGGUCCGUGGUGCCGUCCUCCCUCAUCCUGGUGGGAUUCCCGCUCGCGGCCUGCAGGAUCUCCCGCGUCAGGCGCGGCAUGGCCCGGAGGAAGGCCCUGAGCACCAUCUACAUCAUCCUGGCCAUCUGUGCCCUGUGCUUCCUCCCCUCUCACCUCACCCACCUGCUGCACUUCCUGACGAGGGUGCAGCUCAGCCAGGACGAGUCGUUCUCCAUCCUGAUCCACAGGAUGAGGAGGGUCAACCUGGCCCUGGUGAGCCUCAGCUGCUGCCUCACCCCGCUCCUCUGCUACCACAGCUCUUCCAGCAAGCAGUGCCACUGCAGCUUCAGGCUCAGGUUCAGGUCUAAAAAGGUGUUCACCAUCUGUGACCGGAAUUUCGGGGAGCCCUCCUGUGAUUAUAAACUCCAGCAGAGAUGUGGGGGCAAAAACCCCAGAGGUGGAACCAACUGGUUCACUUCAAACCCACGUGGCUUCUGAGAACUGCUGAGUUUUCCACCCCGCGAAACGUGAGACUGUGGAGAGAAUUUUUCAUCUGUGGGUGCUCUGAGGCAGCAGAAAACCACAAGCCUGGCUGACAACCCGACUUUACUUCGGAGGGAUGAGGGUUUUUGGUGUAACAGAUGCAGAGACUCGCUGCUCUUCUCCUUCCCCAGGCCACCCCAAAACUCUCUGUGUGCUCUUGGGCUCUGGGUAGCAGGGCUGUGAGUAGCUGAGAGCAGCAGGGACACUGUCAGGGGCUUUGGUUAACAGGACAAUGUGCUAAAUCAGUAUUUUAGUUUCCAAAUGCAGUCUAAAAUUCCUGUUGUAACCUGGCACGUGCCCAGGUUCUGCUGGACUUGGAACAAGAACUGCCCUGGGCCUGGAGGGAGAAACCAGGAUUAUUGUGGCAGAAGGGUUUGGGGGAAUCAAUGACAGUGUUUCUCUGUUUAUUAAUUUCUCUUUACUCAACAAUGGACGGUGCAGCUUCUGCCCAAAUUCAGCCACAGUUUUGCUUUUAGCUUGGGUGAAAUUUUAAAUACUGGUGAGAAAAAUCUGCUCAAACUUUUCUAAAACAAGGAAAACGAUUCCUGUGCUGUGUGGGCUUGGGGAGCCAAGUGCAAACCCCAGCACUGUGAAGGCAGGAGAGGCUCAGAGGGAGCAUUAGCACAAAUUAAUCCUUCACCUUUCCUGAGCCAUUGCUAUUUUUAUCCCAUUUACAGACUAUGGAAAAUCCUCCCAGCACUGGAGGGGGACUGUUCUUAUCAACUAAGCACAAUCUUUAUGCUCUGCAUAAAGGAAGAAAAAUGUUAUUAAGAGGCUCCAGGCAGGAGAGCAGCUUUCCUGGAGGCUCCUCAGCUGUCCCUGAGGGAAGGAGGGAGAAUUAAAUAAGUUUAGCAGCUUGAUGAUCAGCACAUUUAGGGCUUUAUUCUUUUACCUCCAAUAUCCUUUGCAUUUUAAUUGUUUCACUCAGCACUGCUGAGAUUUUUAAGGGCAAUGAGCUGCAGGAGGGAAGAACACUGAGUGACUUUUGCUUUACUGGGUAAGCAACUCAAAGAUUGUUCCUCAGGACUGUUUAAAAACAGGUUGUCCCAACUCCCUGCACGGGUUUCCAAGGGGGAAGAUCACAGUACUGGUGACAGGUAGGCACUGGCACUGCAGUAACUGGACAAACACUGUAAUUCUUUUAUUAAAACAAACCAGAAAAAAACCCAUUGGCAAGGUAAACAAAAUAAAAUCUCCGUCUCUGUAACCCCCUGUGCUCUGCUCUGCUCUCAGGAUGUGCUCUGGGGCAGGCCUUUCUUCAGGAGGGAGGUGAGAUAACUGCCCAGCUCUUCAUCCUACAGAGGAGAAAGAGAAACGGGAUGAAAGCAAAAUCUUCUACUUGCCUGUCCCAUCUGGGGCAGUAAAUUCAACUCUGGUACCCAGAAAUAGGUUGAAACAGCUCUUGGACCCUGCAGGAUCUAAUGUUAGCUGUGUUCAAAAAUGGAAACAGAGCCACAGCUGCCUUUCUGGGUGUUCCUCCCAAAUACUGGUGUAAAACUCCCAUUUCUCAAAGGAGGUGGCUGGAUCUGAGGGGUCUCUUUUGAGGAAAAUCACCACUUUUCUUGAAAGUAAGGAAUAAAGAACCAUUGAUUGUGUUGCUUUGCCCCCAAAAGGCAUUUCUUUGCUGUAAAGAAAGAAUUUAAUAAUACAGCCAGAGAAAGUGUGCUCUUGAAAGGAAGAGAACAUAAUGAAGAUCUAAUAAAACAGUGUUAAGAUUAGGCAUAGGCUUCAAGCAAGAAGAAAACUAAGAAGUACAAUGUAAAAUACCUCCACACUCUGCAUGGCAGUAGGGAUACAGCUCAGUGUCCUCAAAACACAGAAUUGUAAUAAUUAACUGUAAUUACUCCAGCUCAGUGGUCCCAGAGAGCUCCUGUAAAGCCAUUUCUACUAAACCCAAUAUGGUCAAGAAAAUGGCAGCAACUCAGCUCAUCCUCCAGUCAAACUCCUUCCAAACCAGAGGGAGGAAGGCUCAACACUUCCAGCCACCUCCAGCUCAGGACAGUUUUGGACUGAAAGGAGUUCAGAGCAGAAAGUCCUGGAGUGUUCCUACCUGGUAAGUCCAGGACACGAGCAGGACUUUGGUUCCCUGAUCCUCUGAGUGUGCUGUGGCCUGGAUAAGGAUUGACUCCACGGUUAUAGAGCCAUCAGGGAGAUGCUGCACAGAAUAAUCCUUCAGGACCCUGGGAAGAGAGGAAAAAAAUGAUUUAUUUGGGAGGGAAAUGCACCCAGGUGAAGGGUGGGUCACCCCUGCAUCUUCACCCCAAACCCCAGCCUGUGGUUUACUCCUUUUCGCUGUGGAUGAGCCAGCACCUACUCCCCCC